Molecule: messenger RNA, 2153 nt
Organism: Prunus avium (sweet cherry)
Lineage: Eukaryota; Viridiplantae; Streptophyta; Magnoliopsida; Rosales; Rosaceae
Product: Eukaryotic translation initiation factor eIF2A family protein
Biological process (GO): translational initiation
Cellular component (GO): cytosolic small ribosomal subunit
Molecular function (GO): tRNA binding; mRNA binding; protein binding
Source: RefSeq, a predicted model, not a curated record
GAAGGGAACAAAAAAAAUGUAAUUUGCCACUAAGACCCAAAUUCGCCUCCCAUAUAAGAUAUAAUAACUGAGACUGAAGCUCAGCAACAGUAAUAAAGUUUACUCACAGAGUCACAGUCAUAGUGACUCUUCUCCGACGUCGUUUAAAGUUCUCCGAUACCCAUUGAGUCCCGCCGGAGCUCUGAAGCCGGAAACAUAACUGUGACUCUAAUCCGAUUAAGGUUCAGGGUAAGCUUUCCUUGACAUAUAUACCUCUGUCAGCUUGCUAUGUCAGCCUCUGAAACUGCCCCGCCUCUGGAUAUCUUAGUUCGAGGCCCGGAAGGGUUCUCGCUCUGGAAUGGGCCCCCAUUUAGCAAUGGGCAACCUGGUAUCAAGCUUGAAAACAUUUCCUGCACAAGUACAAAAUUCAGUGAAGAUGGAUCGAGGCUGAUGGUGAUGAAAUCUGAUUCAGUAAUUAGCAUAUAUGAUUGCAGCAGCUACAGGGAGAUCAGAUCUUUUCAAAUCCCCAAUGUUGCUGCAGCUGCCUUGUCCCCACGUGGGACUUAUGUGCAAACUUUUCAGAAAUCAUCAACACAGAAAUCAUCAACACCACAAGAGAAGAAUGUCAUCUUAUGGAACACCGAGACUGGUGAUCCUGUUUAUCAACAAUUCCAAAAGAACAUGACAAAAGCUACAUGGCCCUCAAUUAGAUUCAGCUCUGAUGAAGCUGUUGUAUGUCGACUGGCAACAAAUGAGAUACAAUUUUUGGAUGCUGGAGAUUUCUCUAAACCAUUUAUAUAUCGGCUAAGAGUUCCUGGAGUGGCUGCAUUUGAGCUUUCUAAGGCACCUGGCUCCCAUGUGGCCGCAUUUGUUCCAGAAUCCAAGGGGAUUCCUGCCAGUGUCCAGAUAUUUUCUUGUGCAAAAGCUGUACAGAGUCAAUCUCUUGCGCGACGGAGUUUCUUCCGAUGUUCAUCAGUGCAACUGAAUUGGAAUAAUGGCUCAACCGGGCUUUUAGUUGUGGUGCAGUCAGAUGUUGAUAAAACCAAUCAGAGUUACUAUGGGGAAUCAAAGCUCAACUACCUGACAACAGAUGGGACCCAUGAAGGACUUGUACCUCUUCGUAAAGAGGGGCCUGUUCAUGAUGUUCAGUGGUCAUAUUCUGGAUCAGAAUUUGCUGUAGUUUAUGGCUUUAUGCCUUCAAAAGCGACCGUGUUUGACAAGAAGUGCAAUCCUCUUCUUGAGCUUGGAAUGGGUCCAUACAAUACUAUCCGAUGGAAUCCAAAGGGAAAAUUUCUGUGUUUGGCAGGCUUUGGUAACUUACCUGGUGAUAUGGCAUUUUGGGAUUAUGUGGAGAAAAAACAGCUUGGGACAACUAGGGCUGAAUUGUCUGUGACAAGCGAAUGGUCUCCAGAUGGAUGCUAUUUCAUGACUGCGACAACUGCACCAAGACUUCAAGUUGACAAUGGGAUUAAGAUUUUCCACCACAACGGGUCAUUAUUCUUCAAGAAGAUGUUUGACAAGUUGUACCAGGCUGAUUGGAAACCAGAGUCACCAGAUAGGUUUGGUGACAUUGCCGAACUUGUCAAGUCCAUAGGAUCGUUAAACGUUGUCGAAACGAAACCUCAAGGAGACAGGUCCAAAAUUUCUCAGACCUCUGCAAAAGCUAGCGCUAGCAACCCUCCUGCCCAAAAGCCUGCUGCUUAUCAGCCCCCACAUGCUAAGAGUGCUGCUGCUGUUCAGGCUCAGCUGUUUGGAGAGAGCUCUACAGAGACGGUGAGCAAGAAUGCAUUGAAAAACAAGAAGAAAAGGGAGAAGCAAAGGGAGAAAAAGGCUGCUGAGGCUACCAGUGGUACUUGAUUCGAAGCAGGGUUUCUGACUGAGUGAUUCCUUUAUACCUAGAGGUUGAUUUCUAGGCUUGAGGGGUGGAUUUUACAAUUACCAUCCUUACUCAGAUCUGAGUGUAGAUUUGUUCCUUAAGCGGGAUUUUUUGUUUGUUCUCUGAAAAAAUUUGAGCUCGGCAUAGUAAUAUCUCCAAUAUGAGCAUAUGUUUUGUUAAAAUGGGAGAUGAAAUAAAAAUGAUGACAGGAGCUGGUCUCUGUUUUACUUAAUGUAACAUUAUGAUGGUAUGAUUGAAAAUGAUAAUGAUAUUAAAGUUCGAGAAUUGUUUUUUUAUU